Molecule: messenger RNA, 1825 nt
Organism: Cyprinus carpio (common carp)
Lineage: Eukaryota; Metazoa; Chordata; Actinopteri; Cypriniformes; Cyprinidae
Product: actin nucleation-promoting factor WAS-like
Biological process (GO): actin filament polymerization
Cellular component (GO): actin filament; cytoplasm
Molecular function (GO): microtubule binding; actin binding
Source: RefSeq, a predicted model, not a curated record
CUGAGAGCACAUCUGCGCAGUGGUUUUGUUCUUCCUGUUCUCUUUUGCUGUACUGCAUUUACAUCAGAUUGCAGAACACGGAAGCAACAGUUCCUUCGAACCAUUUGCCUGUUCUAAAAAGGCUUCAGGCAGGUACUGUGGGCUAAGCAAGGGCCCCAGGCGUGGAGUCCAGAACAUCAAGGAGAGAUGAGCAGAGGAAAGGCCAAGGGGCAGGAGAACGUGACCAGUUCCCUCCUCAGCAGCCAGGAGAAUGAACGCCUGCUAGAGUUGCUGGGAAGGAGAUGCGUGACCAUGGCCACAACGGUUGUUCAGUUGUACAUGGCUCUUCCUCACAGUCCUACCCAAUGGAGUCUCCAACAUACAGGAGUUGUGUGUUUCGUUAAGGACAAUCCCAAACGUUCAUACUACAUCCGGCUCUAUGACAUAACGGAAGGCAAAAUGGUUUGGGAGCAAGAGCUGUAUAAUCAGAUGGCAUAUUGCUGUCCAAUGAGGUUCUUCCACACUUUUGCAGCUGAUGACUGUCAAGUAGGUUUGAACUUUGCCAGUGAGACAGAAGCUGAAUUUUUCAGAAACAUGGUUGUGGAAAAGAUUAAUCAGAGAUCCAAUCACCAGGAAAAAAAACAGCAUGCUCCCUCUGAAGAAAACCGGCCACUACCACAAACCCCUCCAACAAAUGGUCCAGUUUCACAGCCAACUGUAAUGCCCACAGUGGACAUUCAGAACCCAGAUAUUGUGGCAUCAAGAUACCGUUCCACCCCAGUGCCAACCCCCGCACCAGCCUCACUCUCCAUAGGCAAAAAGCUCAAAAAGGGAAAGAAGAAAGGACCAAAGCUCACUAAGGCAGAUAUCGGAGCUCCUAGUGGAUUCAAACAUGUCACUCAUGUUGGGUGGGAUCCAAACUCUGGUUUUGAUACCAACAAUCUUGACCCUGACCUGAAGAAACUGUUCAACAGUGCUGGUAUCAGUGAUGCCCAGCUGGCAGACAAAGAAACAUCUAAGAUCAUCUAUGACUUCAUCGAGCAAUCUGGAGGCCUGGACGCAGUAAAGGAGGAAAUGAGGAAACAGGAAGGUCCUCGUUCUGCCCCUGCACCACCUCCACCUCGCGGCAGGUGUCCCCCACCUGGACGUCCUCCACCACCUUCACGAAGCCCUGGACCCCCUCAUCGUGGUCCACCGCCACCUGCACCACCUGGAGGGCGUUCUGGGCCUCCACCCCCUAUGCCAUGUUCUCUCCCACCACCACCACCCCCCAGCCACAGUCACAAGCCAUCUCCUCCACCUAUGGGUGGCGGUGCACCGCCUCCACCUCCACCCCCACCUCCUCCACCGCCGCCUCCUUCUUCAGCCAGUAACAUCCCCAGCAGUCCUAGCAGCUCAGCACCACCUCCUCCUUCUUCUGGGGGUGGAGGACGAGGAACCUUACUGGAGGAAAUUCGCCGUGGACGUGUGCUAAAGAAUGUGUCUGAAUCCCCGGACCCUAACCCUCCAGGUCAAGAUGAAUCCUCAGGGGGAAUUGUGGGUGCUCUGAUGAUGGUGAUGCAGAAAAGGAGUAAAGUUAUCCAUUCCUCAGAAGAUGAAGAUGAUGAUGGGGGUGAUGAAGAUGAAGAAGACGAAUGGGAUGAAUAAUGCUUCUCUCUGCUCUUGGUACACAAACUUGUGCCAUCCACCAAUUCAUAAAAAUGAGCUCAUAAAGCUGAUGCUCACUGGAAAUCAUUUUAGCAAUAGGCAUGAAAUCUUCAGGUUAUUUCACAUUAAAGUUGCACUGAAUGAUCUGAAGAUCUUCUGUAAAUCCAAUAAAGCAAUAAAACCCUAACUUUGACAAUUA